UCUGUUUUAAGGCAAAGAACCCAUUCCCAUCCCCUCUCUUACAAACCUCGUGAAUCAAUCUUGUUCUUCUUCUAGACUCGCGCGAUCACCACGAAUUCAGUCUGGCUUUUAGUUCUCUGAUGGGCGCUCAAUAAAACAAAGCAAUGUUGAAAUUUGCUGGUAUUAAUGUCUUUGUUCCCGUUACUCUGUUGCUGUGCUUUUUCAACAGUGCCAUUACCAUCGCAAUCACUGAAUUCGACUUGGGGACCUUAACUCUCAGCAGCCUCAAGCUCCUCGGAGACGCCCACAUGAGCAAUGGGAGCAUAAGGCUCACCCCUGACCUCCCCGUCCCCAACUCCGGCGCCGGUCGGGUUCUCUACAGCAAACCGGUGAAGUUCCGGCAGCCGGGGACCCACUUUCCAGUGAGCUUCUCAACAUUCUUCUCCUUCUCCGUCAACAACCUAAAUCCCUCUUCGAUCGGCGGCGGGCUCGCUUUCGUAAUCUCCCCGGAUGACGAGACCAUCGGAGAUGCCGGUGGGUUCCUCGGGCUCGUCACCGAGACGGGCUCGCCCUUGGGCUUCGUGGCGGUCGAGUUCGACACCCUGAUGGACGUGGCGUUCAAGGACGUUAACGGAAACCACGUGGGCUUGGAUCUGAACAGCAUGGUUUCGUCACAGGUCGGCGAUUUGGAUGGCAUUGAGAUCGAUCUUAAGAGCGGCAACUUGGUUAACGCGUGGAUCGAGUACGACGGCUCCACCCAGGUGUUCAACAUAUCGGUUUCCUACUCGAAUCUGAAACCCAAGGAACCACUCUUGUCGUUCAGUUUGGAUUUAGAUCAGUACGUGAGCGAUUUUAUGUACGUUGGAUUCUCCGGGUCGACUCAGGGGAGCACAGAGAUCCACAGUGUUGAAUGGUGGAGCUUUAGUUCUUCGUUCGACACGAAUUCGGGUUCUGGGACAGGGUCUUCACCGGCCACCCCUCCUCCAACGGCUACUUUGACGAAUCCAACUGCUAACUCUGUAAAGUCACCGCCGCCUUCGGUGGCUCCCUCUGGGUCCGAUUCAGCUUCGAGUACCUCGCAGAAAACAAGUAAGCCUUCGUCUUGUCAUAACCAGCUCUGUAAGGAAGGUCCGGGAGCUGUCGCCGGGGUGGUCACUGCCGGGGCUUUCGUUUUAGCUCUGUUCGCCGGCGCUCUAAUCUGGGUGUACUCUAAGAGGAUCAAACACGUAAAGAAACCCGAUUCGCUUGCAUCCGAAAUUAUCAAAAUGCCGAAGGAAUUCAGUUAUAGGCAGCUCAAGUCGGCAACGAAGUGCUUCAAUGCAAAUAGAAUCAUCGGUCACGGCGCAUUUGGGACCGUUUAUAAGGGUAUAUUGCCGGAGACCGGCGACAUUAUGGCGGUGAAGAGAUGCAGUCAUAGCAGUCAGGGGAAGAAUGAAUUUCUAUCUGAAUUGUCCAUAAUUGGAACUCUUAGGCAUCGAAAUCUUGUUCGGCUUCAAGGCUGGUGCCACGAGAAGGGUGAAAUCUUAUUAGUCUACGACUUGAUGCCCAACGGCAGCCUUGAUAAAGCUCUGUUCGAAGCGAGAACGCCUUUGCCAUGGCCUCACAGGCGGAAAGUUUUAUUCGGGGUCGCCUCUGCUCUGGCUUAUUUGCAUCAAGAAUGCGAAAACCAGGUGAUUCACAGAGAUGUAAAGAGCAGUAACAUAAUGUUGGACGAGGGAUUCAAUGCCCGGCUAGGAGAUUUCGGUUUGGCGAGGCAAAUUGAGCACGACAAAUCCCCGGAUGCAACGGUGGCAGCCGGAACAAUGGGGUAUUUGGCGCCGGAGUAUCUCCUAACCGGUAGAGCAACAGAAAAAACUGAUGUGUUUAGCUAUGGAGCUGUGGUUCUUGAAGUGGCUAGCGGAAGAAGACCAAUUGAGAAAGAAACUGUAGCCGCUGCCGGGAAAGCUGGGGUUUGCAGCAAUUUGGUGGAAUGGGUUUGGAGUUUACACAGAGAAGAGAGGCUGUUGGCGGCGGCGGAUGCGCGGCUCGCCGGUGAGUUUGAUGAGGGGGAGAUGAGGAAGAUUCUUUUAGUUGGGCUGGCUUGCUCUCAUCCUGACCCAUUGGCUAGACCGACAAUGAGGGGCGUCGUCCAGAUGCUUGUGGGUGAGGCUGAAGUCCCCAUUGUUCCAACAACAAAGCCCUCCAUGAGUUUCAGCACUUCCCACCUCUUGCUCAGCCUUCAGGAUAGUGUUUCUGAUUGCAAUGCUCUCAUCAAUAUGUCCAUCUCCUCAUCGGAGGACGGCGGCGCCGCCGAUAUGGUUUGAUCAAGACCAGAGAUUGAAUUUGCUCUUUUUGGUUGGCUUAAUUAUUAGUGUAUGUAUUCAUUUGUUUAUGUAUAAAUUAUAAUAACGCGGUAAUUAACCUGCAGUUUUUUUA
Messenger RNA from Corylus avellana, 2394 nucleotides. Its product is annotated as Concanavalin A-like lectin protein kinase family protein. Lineage: Eukaryota; Viridiplantae; Streptophyta; Magnoliopsida; Fagales; Betulaceae. Gene Ontology annotation, biological process: protein phosphorylation. Gene Ontology annotation, molecular function: protein kinase activity; carbohydrate binding; ATP binding. The record is from RefSeq and is a predicted model, not a curated record.